Molecule: messenger RNA, 1625 nt
Organism: Ichthyophthirius multifiliis
Lineage: Eukaryota; Ciliophora; Oligohymenophorea; Hymenostomatida
Exons: 5
Biological process (GO): ubiquinone biosynthetic process
Molecular function (GO): kinase activity
Source: RefSeq, a predicted model, not a curated record
UUCCUCCAUCAAAAAUGACAUAAAAUUUGAGUACUUUUGACUAUACAAAAAAUGAUACGAAUGUAUUUUAAAUAUAAAAAUAAGAAAAACAUUAUGAAUAAGAUCUAUUAUAAAAACAAGAAAAAUAAAAAAAUACUGUAUAAGAUAUAAUAAAUCAAUAAACAAAUGAAUAAUAAAAUGGAAAACAAUUAAAUAAGACUUAAAGUGCAGAAAAAAAUAGUAAAUAAAUAAAUAAUUAACAAAAAACAAACAAAAAUACUAGAAUUUAAUGUCGGAAAUGAAUAAGCAGUUCCUUCCAGUUAGAUCUCAAGAGCAUAUGGAUUUGGUACUUUAGGCUUAUAAUUAGCCUAUGGUGCUGCCAAGGAAUUAUUAAGAACAUCAAUAGGAGUUAAAUAACGCUCAGGUGGGGAAGGAUUAAAAGGUUUACUUUUAUCUGAAGAAAAUGCAGAUAUUCUUACAAAAAAAUUAUGCAAAAUGAGAGGUGCGCCAUUAAAAUUAGCAUAAGCUUUAAGCAUUUAGGAAGAAGAAGUAAUACCAAAACAUGUAAAAGAAGCUUUUGAAAGAGCUAGAUAGUCAGCUGAUAUAAUGCCUUAGUAUUAACUAUAUGAGAUGAUGGUUUAGGAAUUAGGAAAAGAUUGGAAAGAGAAAUAUUUUUCUGAAUUUUCUGAUAUUCCGUUUGCAGCAGCUUCUAUAGGAUAAGUACAUAGGGCAAAACUUUUAGAUGGUACUGAUGUGGCUGUUAAGAUUUAAUAUCCGGGAGUUAAGGAAAGUAUAGAUAGUGAUUUAAAUAACUUAAAAAAAUUGAUGAUUUAUACAGGAUUAUUUCCCAAGUAAAUGUUUUUAGAUAAACUUAUUGAUUAUAGCAGAUUGGAAUUAAUAUAAGAAUGUGAUUAUGUAGAGGAGGCUAAAAAAUAAGAAUAAAUGAGAAAAUUUUUAAAAGGAGAUAAAGAUUAUAAUAUACCUAUGGUUAUAAAGGAAAUUUCUACAAAAAGAAUUUUAACUAGUGAACUAAUACAAGGAGAUUCAAUAGAUUAUAUUUGUUAUAAUUAUAGUUAAGAAGAAAGAAAUGACAUAGGAAGAAGACUAAUGAAACUUACUUUAAGGGAACUAUUUGAAUUCUAAACUAUGUAAACGGAUCCUAAUCCUUCUAAUUUCUAUUUCAAUAGGUUUUAUAAUAAACUAAAUUUAAUAGAUUUCGGAGGAGUACAUUCAUAUAGUGAUGAAUUUAUAGAAGUCUAUUUAAAUGUUAUUUAUAAUGCAACUAUUUAAAAUAGAGAAUAAAUUAUCGAAUUAUCCAAAAAAUUAGGUUAUUUAACAGGCGAAGAAAAUUAAACUAUGAUUAAUGCACAUGUAUAAAGUAUAAUCACUGUAGGUGAACCUUUCGCUUAUGAAGGCAAUUAUGAUUUCGGGAAUUAAACUUUAACUUAAAGAACAUAUUAAUAAAUGCCACUUAUGUUAAAAAAUAGAUUGUGUCCACCUCCUUAAUAAACUUAUUCGAUUCAUAGAAAACUUUCAGGUGCGUUUUUAAUAAGUAUGUAAAUCAAAGCAAAAUAUAAUUGUAAAUAAUUAUUUAUGGAUAUGUAUUAGAAAUAUUAAUAGAAAAAAAAAAUAUGAGGUUUUAAAUU